AUGAUGAUUGGUGGGCGGGACCGGGGCCGAACCCAGACCUACCACUCGGGGCGGGACCAGCAUGUGAGGGCGUGCCCGAGGGGCGGGGCCUGGGGUGGGGACGCGGUGGGACCCAAGCCUGAGCGACUGCCCGCCUUCUGGGCUGGGCAGCUUGCGUCUGGGUCUCGGGGAAAGAAUGAGCCCGCAGUGCGCAAGGCCCAAUGGAGCCCCUGGGCUCCCGCAGAACCGGCUGGCUCUCCCGUUGUCUCUGAGGAGCGGUUCAACCUUCUCUCGACCCUGGAUCUGAGGCAGGAGAUGCGGUCCCCGCGAGUUUUCAAGAGCUUCCUGAACCCACUUUUCCAGGUGCUGAGCGUGUUUUUAUCCCUGCUAGGAGAGGUGCUGGUCACUGUGUACAGGGAAGUCUGUUCCAUUCGCUUCCUGCUCACGGCGGUGUCACUGCUGAGCCUCUUUCUGACAGCACUCUGGUGGGGUCUCCUGUACCUGGUCCCUCCUUUGGAGAGUGAACCUGAGAUGCUGACUAUAAGCGAGUACCACGAGCGCGUGCGCACCCAGGGGCAGCAGCUGCAGCAGCUGCAGGCCGAGCUGGAUCAACUCCACAAGGAGGUGUCCAGCGUUCGCGCAGCCAACAGCGAGAGAGUGGCCAAGCUCGUAUUCCAGAGGUUGAAUGAGGACUUUGUUCGAAAACCCGACUAUGCGCUGAGCUCUGUGGGAGCCUCCAUCGACUUAGAGAAGACAUCCCGCGACUACGAGGACGCAAACAGCGCCUACUUCUGGAAUCGCUUCAGCUUCUGGAACUAUGCGCGGCCGCCCAUGGUUAUCCUGGAGCCAGAUGUGUUCCCUGGGAAUUGCUGGGCUUUUGAGGGCGACCAGGGCCAGGUGGUGAUCCGGCUGCCGGGUCGUGUGCAGCUGAGCGACAUUACCCUGCAGCAUCCUCCUCCCAGUGUGGCACACACCGGGGGGGCCAACAGCGCCCCCCGCGAUUUCGCAGUCUAUGGCCUCCAGGUUGAUGAUGAGACGGAAGUUUUCCUGGGGAAAUUCACCUUCGACAUGGAGAAAUCUGAGAUUCAGACUUUCCACCUACAGAAUGACCCCCCAACUGCCUUUCCCAAGGUGAAGAUACAGAUUCUAAGCAACUGGGGUCACCCCCAUUUCACAUGCUUGUAUCGAGUCCGAGCCCAUGGCAUGAGAACCUCGGAGGAAGCAGAGGACAGUGCCACAGGGGGGCCCAAUUAAACAUGCUGAUUGUUAAAAUAGAGUGGAGGUCUGUGCUGAAAGAAGCUGGAGCUGGAUCAGUGCUGGAGGGUCUGUUGGGAGCUCUGGUUGCCUUUGGUAUAUAAAUAUGAUAGGGGGUCUACCUCCCAA
Myotis brandtii (Brandt's bat) is the source of this 1362-nucleotide messenger RNA. RefSeq names its product sperm associated antigen 4 (gene SPAG4). Bases 1 to 1233 code for a protein of 410 amino acids. Gene Ontology annotation, cellular component: nuclear envelope; meiotic nuclear membrane microtubule tethering complex. Gene Ontology annotation, biological process: nuclear envelope organization. The transcript has 12 exons. Gene Ontology annotation, molecular function: protein-membrane adaptor activity. The record is from RefSeq and is a predicted model, not a curated record. Lineage: Eukaryota; Metazoa; Chordata; Mammalia; Chiroptera; Vespertilionidae.